AUGGAUAUCGCCUAUCAUACUCGAUUCAAAUCAUUGGAAUUUUGGGGGCGCAUCGAGUCGAUCACUAAACAGCAUCCGAUGAUAGCCCAAUAUCUUAAGCCAGGAGGAGAAUGGCUGAAAGCCUUGGCUUGGGCUACGCGCGUUGUGUCUCCAUUUGCAUGGAAGGAGGGUUGCAAAACAGUUUGCGAGUGCCAGGACAAGGUGCUUCCGCUGCUGGAGCCGGAUCCCGAUAUCUCGCCUCGCUGGUCCCUAGAUUCGUCUGGCGACCAAUGUUUGGUCACGGUAGAACCCGGUUAUCAACACUUCAGCAAGAACUUUGAGCAAUUGUUCGUGCUGAAACAGAUUCGGUCAAGCGACAAAGCAAUGGAUCUCGUAUGGGAUGAGGUCAAAGCAACAAUUGAUCAUUUCGACCACCCCAACUUAGUGAAAUGGGUUCAGGCAUGGACCAGGUCCGGUUUCAUCGAACUACUCUCUCUGGCCCCGGAAACAACCCUACCCGCGUACAUGUCCCAGGACAAGCCUACAGACGAGUUCCUGCUUUCUGACCUGUGGCUGCAGCUGUGCGGGAUCGCUUCAGCAGUCCUUGUUCUCCAUCUCCACCACGACUCAAUUAUGAGGGGAUGGUAUCAUAGAAUCUCUCCAGACAACAUCCUGAUCUUUACCAUGGAUGAUGGAAAAGCCGUCUGGAAGAUUGGCACACUGGAAUCUGGGCCCCCAAGUUCUGAUGUCCUAAAAUCUGGCAAUCGGAAAUCUGGCAUCCUGAGUUCGUUCAGCCUGAGAUCUGGCACGUUGAAACACAAUGCCCCGACCCCUGUGCCAGAGUCAUCCAGAGCACACGCCGACGAGGAAAGCGACGAUGCCUCCCAGGAGAGACACUGCCGCCCGCCAGAAAUAGCUGAAUUCAAGUCCAGCAAGGGACAAGGUCCUGCCUCGGAUGUAUGGUCCUUGGGCUGCACCUUUCUCCAAGUGUUGACCUGGGCAUUUUUGAGCAAUUACAAGAAGAGGUUCGGGUCUCCAGACACGUUAAGGUUUUGGGAGCGAGACAAGGGCGGUGUGGUGGUGCUGACUCCUUGGGUGGAAGAAGCGCUGAACGACUUGCAAGCCGUGGACGAUCGUCGUCGACCUCAUGUCAGCGCUGCUGCCCGGGUUACCAGAAGCAUGCUAGCAACUGACCAGACCAUCAGACCGACGCUGCAGGAGGUGGUAAAUCACCUAGAUGAGGUCUGUCGGCGGCAAUCUUCAAACAACCCGAGAAGAGCUUCGCUGUUCCCCUACCUGAAGCCCGACCGGGCGAGCGAGGGAGGCUAG
Molecule: messenger RNA, 1308 nt
Organism: Fonsecaea erecta
Lineage: Eukaryota; Fungi; Ascomycota; Eurotiomycetes; Chaetothyriales; Herpotrichiellaceae
Exons: 2
Coding region: 1-1308 (435 amino acids)
Biological process (GO): protein phosphorylation
Molecular function (GO): protein kinase activity; ATP binding
Source: RefSeq, a predicted model, not a curated record